AAACGGCCUCUGCAUCUCCACAGCCGGGAGCUGAGCUUCCUCGUCCACGCGUGGGACCUGGCAGGCAGGAAACAUUCAGCCAGGGCGACGCUGCAGCUCCAGCACCGUGGCCAUCAAAAGCGCCAUUCUCAUGUGGAGCCUGGUCGGUCUGCCCAGGCGGAGGUGCUGACUUUCCCACGAUCUGGGCCUGGCCUGAGGCGGCAAAAGAGAGACUGGGUCAUCCCCCCAAUUCUUUGCUCUGAGCAUGAGAGGGGCCCUUUCCCCAAGAACUUGGUGCAGAUCAAGUCCAGCAAAGAAAAAGAGACCACCGUCUUCUACAGCAUCACGGGGCAGGGGGCCGACAGCCCUCCGAUCGGCACCUUCACCAUCGAGAGGGAAACUGGCUGGCUGAAGGUGACUCGUGCGCUGGACAGAGAGAACAUUCCCAGCUACCUGCUGUUAUGCCACGCGGUGUUAGCCAAUGGGCAAACAGCAGAGGAGCCCAUGGAGGUCACCAUCAAAGUCGGUGACCAGAAUGACAACCGCCCAGAGUUCAUCAAGGACAUCUUCCAAGGGUCUGUGGAAGAGGGAGCUAAACCAGGAACUUCUGUGAUGACGGUGUCAGCCGUGGACAAAGACGACGCGGUGGAUUCCUAUAAUGGGGUCAUCACUUACUCCAUCCUCAGCCAGGAGCCACCUGAACCAGAAAGACAGAUGUUCACCAUCAAUAACGAGACCGGCCUGAUCAGCGUUGUUGUGGCAGGUCUAGACCGAGAGAGAUGCCCCAAGUACACACUGAUUCUGCAAGCGACUGACAUGCUGGGGCUAGGCUUAAGUAAUACUGCGACAGCUGUGAUUACCAUCACCGACACGAACGAUAACGAGCCAACCUUUAAGCCACUCACGUACAACGGAAGUGUGCCGGAGAAUGCAGUGGGGGCCCUCGUGGCCACCCUGAAAGUCAUAGAUGCAGACGAAAAGGACACCCCGGCCUGGAAAGCAAAGUACAGCAUUGUGAAAGGGAAUGAGGGACAGGACUUUGCGGUCACUACUGACCCUAACACCAACUACGGUCUCUUGACCACAGCGAAGAAACUGGAUUAUGAGACCAAAAACCGGUAUAUUCUCGAAGUGUCUGUAGUGAACGAAGUCGACUUCUCAGUCCGUCUCCCGACAUCCACGGCCACCGUCACCGUCACUGUGACAGACGAAAAUGAACCGCCGGUCUUUGUUCCACCUGAAAUGAGGGUGUCAAAGCCAGAAGAUCUUCCUGCUGGGCAGCCAAUAAUCCAGUACACGGCCCAGGACCCUGACACGUUCCUGCAGCAAACCCUCAGGUACGCGGUGCGGAGCGACCCAGCAGGAUGGCUGAAAAUUGACCCUGAAACUGGCCUGAUUCAGUCAAAAGCCAGCCUAGACCGAGAGUCGGAUUUUGUGAAAAACAAUAUCUACAAAGCAAUCAUUGUGGCAAGUGACAAUGCGAAGCAGCCGGCCACCGGCACGGGGACUCUCCUUUUGCACCUGGAGGACGUGAACGACAACUGGCCAGAACCGGAGCCCCGAACGUUUGACGUCUGCAACCGUAAUCCAGAGGCCCAAGUGCUAAACAUUGUGGACAAGGAUCUCCCACCCAACACCGGCCCCUUCUCUGCAAAGCUGGAAUUUGGCUCCAAUGCCAACUGGACAGUCCAGACCAACAAGGACAGUCUGACCCUUCUCCUGACCAAGCAGCUGGAGCCCGGGGAGUACAACAUCGCCCUCAAAUUGACCGACGGUCAGGGCCUGUCUCACGUCACAACCGUGAAAGCCGCUGUCUGUAACUGUGAAGGGUCGGCCAAAAACUGCGAUCGAAAGGCAUUUCUGCCAGCAACGAUACAGACCUCGGCCAUUCUGGGCAUCCUUGGGGGCAUCCUGGCCUUUCUGAUCCUGCUGCUGCUGGUGGUCCUGUUUGUGAGAAGGAGAAGGCAGGUGAAGGAGCCCCUGCUCCCUCCUGAGGACGACACGAGGGACAACGUCUACUACUACGACGAAGAAGGCGGAGGGGAGGAGGACCAGGAUUAUGAUCUGAGCCAGUUGCAUCGCGGCCUGGAUGCCCGCCCUGAAAUCACCCGUAACGACGUGGCUCCGACGCUCAUGCCAGCCCCACAGUACCGACCACGCCCUGCCAACCCUGAUGAGAUAGGCAAUUUCAUUGAUGAGAACCUGAAGGCAGCAGACACAGACCCCACUGCUCCCCCAUAUGACUCUCUGCUGGUGUUUGAUUAUGAAGGCAACGGCUCUGAAGCCACCUCUCUCAGUUCUCUCAAUUCCUCCAAUGGAGACCAGGACCAAGAUUAUGAUUACCUGAACAACUGGGGCAACCGUUUCAAGAAGUUGGCUGACAUGUAUGGAGGGGGCGAAGAAGAUGACUAGGUGCGACUUGAAUGGUGGGGUAGAGGGUGGGGGCAGACAGCUAGGAGGGAGAGGGAAAAGAGGCCAACUCUUCCCACGAACUGACUCUGGGUGAUUCUUGCCAAAGUUUCCAUAAUUUACCAAAGCAGACAAAAAAGUUCCCUCUUGAAAGGGGUAGAUUCUGACAGUCUCACCUCUGUGGGAUAAUUCUAAUCCACGUGGGACUGCUGUGCCCUUUCGGAAGCUCCCAAACAGGUUGAGUCAGAUUCUGUUUCUCAAGGGGUGGAGACCGUCAAGGGGAAAAAGCUUCUCCAGGAAAGAGAAAAGUACCUGGAUUCUGUGAAGGACAGAAAGACUCUCUGAUGCUUGGUCUUGUGUUCAGGAGUUUCACCUGAAUCUCUCUGACCCCGUCUUCUUGUUCAUCUUUCCUCCUGCUUGCUUAAGUAGAAAAUCGGGCUUCUUGUUGCAAAAUCAUAUCUUGGAGAACGUGAGGAGGAAAAAUAUGCAAGAAAAAUACAUUUGUGAGAGAGAGGAUAAAGCACAGCUGAUGCUGCGGUCAUGUAAUAAUAGGAUACAGGUUCCUACUAAUUGCCUGAGGGUGCCAGGAACGUUGAGGGGUGACCAGUUCUGCUCGCACGGAUCCAAAUCCUGCAGCCUGGCUAUGGCGGCUAAUUCUCUGAGCUUUCUCCAGGAAGAGCUGUCAGGCACGGCGUUUCCAAAGCCUAACCAAAGAUGUUUCCGCGGACCCUGGGUGGUGGUUCUGCACGCAUGUGACAUUCAGUUUGGGAGAGGAAUUUCCACCUCUCCAAAGGUGGUCUGCGGAAGUGAUGGGGAGUUAUCUCUCGGGAGAGAUGGCGGAUUUCUGAUGGGCGUGGGGAGGCAGAGCUCCGACAUAACAUUUUCCUUUUUUUAAAAAGAGAUCAGAAUAUAGCAGACAGAUUCUCUGGAUGACUUGAUGAUGCACUUUGCUGAAGGAAUUUUCCCUUCCACCGGAGGUCUGCCUGGCUUUUAAAGUAGAGGGGCUUCUCAAUUUAAAUACAGGCCUUUUUGUGUGUGGGGGGUGUCAGGUGGGGAAGGUGUGACCCUCAAAACGUGCUGAGCUGCGGGACUCAACGUCCUUUGCUACGGGUCCUCCCUGGGCCAGAUGGGAGCUGCAGCCUAGCACAUCUGGGUAGUUUGCCACCACUUCGAAUUUACUCCGGAAGGAGCUCCACUGAAGUCACUGGGAGCGAGUUCCAUACAACUGUGAGAAGAGCUGGAGUCCCGAACACCAGCAAGGCUAAGAGGCUUCUUGCAGCAGCACCUCCUUGCUGGGUGGCAAAAAAUCGGGAGCAGUCCCGGAAGCUGACGCCUUUGAAUAAAAUGCGUCGGCCGGAAAGGGUGCUGCCAGACUCCUCCUGAUUUUUUUGCCACUGUGGACUAACACGGCUCUCCUCCUACAAACUCCCUCUUGGGUGAAUCCUUUCAGGGUCCCUAAUCAACUUGCCCCACGUGCCUUUCCUUUCAGACAGUGUCUCUGCUGGUCCUUUGCCUUUCAGAUGCCCAGAAUCCAGUCUUGUGAGGCGUCUGCAAAGCCGUCCGCGUGAACCCUCUUAUUGUGGCUUGUAAGCCAUGGUUUAUAGCUCAAAUGAUGUCUGUCCACAGCCAUUAGCAUUGAGUUAGCAAACCUGGUUUUAGUGCAAGGUGUUACCCCCCAGUGCCUUCUCAUAAACCGCCCAAAUGGGUGGGAGCAGUUGCCUUCCCUGGACAGCCUCUUCUUGACUAUGUUGGCCAGCCCCUCCCUGGCUCUUUCAGGCUUUUGGCUGCGCCUUGUGCCCGAUUCCCAGAGGGGAGGCUCAGCGAUGGCCCAGGGCCCGGCCCAAGCUCUUCCGCCUGGGGCCUUUUGUCUGGUGACCGGGCCAGACACGUUCCUGCACGGAGGCCGUGCAAAAUACAGUUGCACAAAACGGCAUUUGUCCGCCAAGUAAUCCAUUUUAAUUAGAAGCGGUUCUUCUGCCAAGAUACCAGUUGUUUCCUGUGAUGUGUUUCCCACUCUCUAACCCUGAUGCUAUAAUUACUGCCCUAUUGAUGGGCACCUUUUGAAAAGUGGUUUUCUAAUUUUAGAUCUCUAUGUUUAGCUAUUCUUUUUGGAUACAUAUUGUGGAAAGAGUACAUUUUUAAAAUUAUUUUGUUGUACAAUUGCUUUUAAAAAUAAAAUUAAUAAACUUUAUU
This is a messenger RNA of Python bivittatus (Burmese python), 4581 nucleotides long. Lineage: Eukaryota; Metazoa; Chordata; Lepidosauria; Squamata; Pythonidae. The record is from RefSeq and is a predicted model, not a curated record.